ACGAGUAUGAUCUAGCUUAUCUAGAGUCACAAAACAAAGAUAACUUGUGGGACAUAAUUGCAACAAGCAUAAUCAAAUACGCAAGAUCAACUCUCUCAGGAAAGAAAUCUACAGUGAGAAAACUUGUUACAGGAAAAAAAAGAAAGAGCAGAAAUAUUAAAAAAGACCUAAAAAUAAUUGGAAGUAUGUGUCAACAAUGCUUUUCAAAAAUAGGUCAAAAUAUUGAUAGUACAGACAA
Messenger RNA from Scutellospora calospora, 238 nucleotides. Lineage: Eukaryota; Fungi; Glomeromycota; Glomeromycetes; Diversisporales; Gigasporaceae. The record is from the annotation of a GenBank genome assembly.